Ornithorhynchus anatinus (platypus) is the source of this 2272-nucleotide messenger RNA. RefSeq names its product sodium/potassium transporting ATPase interacting 1 (gene NKAIN1). The record is from RefSeq and is a predicted model, not a curated record. Bases 22 to 648 code for a protein of 208 amino acids. NCBI's taxonomy places the organism in Eukaryota, Metazoa, Chordata, Mammalia, Monotremata, Ornithorhynchidae. Gene Ontology annotation, biological process: regulation of sodium ion transport. The transcript is spliced from 7 exons.
GCCGCCGCCGCCGCCCGGACAAUGGGCCAGUGCAGCGGGAGGUGCUCGCUCGUCGCCUUCUGCUGCCUCCAGCUGGUGGCGGUGCUAGAGCGACAGGUGUUCGAUUUCCUGGGCUUCCAGUGGGCACCUAUUCUGGCCAACUUCCUUCACAUCAUGGCCGUGAUCCUGGGGAUCUUUGGGGCACUUCAGGGCCGCUCCCGCUGCCUCGCUCUGUAUGCGGGCUGGCUGCUGCUGUGGCUAGGUUGGAACACCUUCAUCAUCUGCUUCUACCUGGAGGUCGGACAACUGUCCCAGGACCGAGACUUCGUCAUGACCUUCAACACGUCCCUGCACCGCUCGUGGUGGAUGGAGAAUGGACCGGGCUGCCUGGUCACCCCCGUGGUCUCCUCCGAGAUGGUGCCCCAAGAGGACCACCACGUCAUCGCUGUGACCGGCUGCCUGUUGGACUAUCCUUACAUCGAGGUGCUCAGCAGCGCCCUGCAGAUCUUCCUGGCGCUGUUUGGCUUCGUGUUCGCUUGCUACGUGAGCAAGGUGUUUCUGGAAGAAGAGGACAGCUUUGACUUCAUCGGGGGCUUUGACGCCUAUGGCUACCAGGCACCGCAGAAGACGUCACACCUGCAGCUGCAGCCGCUCUACACGUCAGGGUGACACCGGACUCUGUGAAGCGGCGAGGCCUAGGCCCGGGCCGCCCGCUCCGACGCCGACCCCGGCUCGGCCCGGGCCUUCUGGUCCUGCUGGUCGGCCCUGCGGGGACCCGAGGGCCCGAGGGCUGGACGGGAGCGCCCCCUGGCGGCCAGUGUCCUGCCUGCCCCGCCACCAGCGGCGACCCCCCGCCACCUGCCCCCUCGCCCCGGCCGGCCGGGGCACCACCCCCGUGGACUCCUCGGUUUGAACCCCAGCCCCCCUGCAGCUCUGUGGACUGGGAGGAGCUGAGGAUGCCAGGGUUCCCAGGGAGUGCUUACGGCCGGGCUCGGCUUCUCCUGCCCGGGCCACAGCCGGAUGGACGGAGCCUCAGGGACAGAGGGAGACCGAAGCGUAGCACCCUCCCCCCCCCACCUCUCCCUGAGCUCUGCACCUCUCUGCCCCCCAUCCUUAUCCCGGGCUUCUCUCCUGUCAGCAGGGAAGCCACAGUCGGGUUUUCAGGUAGUCUGGCAAGUCACUGGGGCACAUUCCAGCUCAGAUACCCCCUCCCCUCCCCGCCUCCUUCUAUUAAGCAAUACGGCAGUCCUCCGUGCUGGGCACGGACCGGACCAAAGGGGUGGUGGGAGCCUAGCAGGGGCACAGCCUUCUACCUCCCCCUCCCCUCUCCCACCCCCAUCCCAGGUUGGGCGGCCGGCUGUCAGAGGGGCCCACGAGCCGGCUGGGACAGGUGAGUCCUCCCCCCAACCCCCCGGUUCUCCAGCCUGUAUCCCCUAGGCUCGUCCCCACCCCAUUGACCAGCCUCAAGUCUGGCGUCUUCCAGGGGCCCCGGGACGGGGGAAGGAGAAGAGGGCCGAGGGAGCCAAACGGGGGAAUGCGGCCUUCCCCACCCAGAGCUCCGCUGUCUGGGUAGGGUCUACCCUAAUCCCUCUGACCCCCCGCCCCAAUCCCUCUGACCCACCUACCUCUCCAGUCUACCCCAAUCCCUCUGAUCCGCCAACAUCUCCGAUCUACCCCGAUCCCUCCUUCCCUCCUACCUCUCCAGUUUACCCCAAAUCCCUUCCACCCACCUACCUCUCUAGUCAGUCAGCCAAUCGUAUUUAUUGAGCGCCUACUGUGUGCAGAGCACUGUACUAAGAUCUUGGGAGAGUACAAUAACAUCUAUCCCAAUCCCUCUGACCCACCUAACUCUCCAAUCUCAGUGAGGGGAGGUGAUUGAUCAGGGGCGCCUCCCCCAGGGUCCAGUUUUGUCAUGGGGGGGCAGGACUCUCUCCUAGUUGCUGGUGUGGGGAGAAGGGGAAGGGCUACUUAGGAGAGCGGGUGGGGGCUCACCUCGAGCGAGAUUCCUUUCCUCCCCCGGCCCCAUCUCACCGUAGCUUAGUCUGAGACAAGCCCCCCCCCCCAACCCCCGACCCCCGGGAUCCUUCCCCCUGCUCUCCAGCAGGAUCCGCGGGGGGUCUUCCCGCGCCACCUCUUCCCCAUUCUUCUCGGUGGAUUUCACCAUAGGUGCUUUCAGCGUCUUGGUUUUAUACGACGGUCUUUGUAGCAGCGGUUUCUUUACUACUGUCCCCACCCGCGAGUGGGUCCCAGUUUCUGUGCUGGUGGGAUGAUUAAAGAUGAUGUUUGCCUUUAA